Osmerus eperlanus (European smelt) is the source of this 1792-nucleotide messenger RNA. RefSeq names its product cytotoxic and regulatory T-cell molecule. The record is from RefSeq and is a predicted model, not a curated record. The coding region runs from base 85 to 1470 and encodes 461 amino acids. Gene Ontology annotation, biological process: detection of tumor cell; positive regulation of natural killer cell mediated cytotoxicity directed against tumor cell target; cell recognition. Gene Ontology annotation, cellular component: plasma membrane. Lineage: Eukaryota; Metazoa; Chordata; Actinopteri; Osmeriformes; Osmeridae. The transcript has 11 exons. Gene Ontology annotation, molecular function: signaling receptor binding.
AUGGAAGGCCCCUUGCUGCAGUACAUAAAGAAAGACUGAGAGGAAGUGCUGUUCAUACAUUCUAUUCAAUUAACAAGAGUCGAUAUGGCAUUAAAGCUGCAGUUUUGCUUUCUUGUCUUGUUUGUACAUGAGUCCAUGAGUGUGUGGCAGAGGAAGACCGUGAUGGUGGGAGAAACACUGACCUUGACAUGUGCAAUAAAUGCUGGAGAUACAAGCAACGUGGAAUGGACAAAUCCCAGUGGAUUUGUUAUGUUCUUCAAUCACAAUAAAGCCUUAAAAGACAGUCGAUACAGCAUAGUCAACUUUUCCAAAAAAGAAUUUAAAGUAGCCGUGUCUGAUGUCAACUUCAAAGAUGGAGGCGUUUACACAUGUUUACAUUAUCAUCACAAGCACAAGAAUGUUGCAACUAAGAGGGUGAAUGUAAUAGUUUUAGGGACUCCAAAACUAGAAGUAACAAAAAAUAGAAAAGAAACUACCAUUAAAUGUUCUGCAGAGGGAAACGCCCAUCCACCCAAACUAUCAUGGCAGUUUGGAAAUGGAUUAGAAAUCCUAGCUCAGUCUAAUUCUGUGUUCGACCACAAAACACGUAAACACUCCUCAGAAGGCAGUCUUCACAUUAAGUCUUGGACGAAGAGCGUCACAGUGAAAUGCCUUGUCCGUCACCCAACGUUGCGUGGCCCAAAUCUUGAUCUCAACUCGGUUGAGAUCAAGAUUGAUGAGUUGGACACCAAUGAAGUCCCACACACCAUGAGACCUAGUACAGAAGGGGUGGCAAACACACCAGUAGAGAAAACAACUGAGAAAACAACUUUAUACUGGCCCGUAACAGAAGGAUCAACAGAGACACCAUCAGACAAAUCAACAUAUUCAACAAAAAUACCAAUAGUUACUGACUGGCCUACACCAGAGGGACCUCCCACAGCAUCUACAGGAUCAUAUGUUUCCACACAUAAUACCACACAGUCUGAAUCAGAGUUUACAUCUCAAAAUGAUACCAGCAGCUACUCUGCAAAUAUGAAAGGUUUCCUUCCAGCGUCAGAGACAACGCAAAACACAUUUCCUAAUGGAACAGGGGGGAACACCUCCAUUGAAAGAGGGUUUGAUGGCGUGAAUCGGCAGACAGGAAAAGAAGGGAGUACGCCAUUGCUUGUCUUGCUUGUGACAUGUCUAAUCUUCGGUUUGUUGGUGGUCGUUACUUUCUUUGGUAUCAGACUUAGAAGAGCACACAUUAUCUGGAAGAAAGAAAAUGAAGACUCAGAUCAAUCAGUAAAUAGCACCAAAUCAAAAUCAAGCCAUGAAGAAAAGCAUACCCAAAACCGAAGACACAGAGGACUUUUUAACAUUGGAUUCACAAAAUAUUCAGUCGAACCCAUUGAUGUGGCUGCAGCCUCACCUGUAACUACAACAGCAACAAGAGACAGCAAAACAGAAGAGGCUCCUGAAUCCCAUGCCAAGGAGACAGAAUUGUAGCUCAAUAUUUAUCCACAUACUAUAUUUAUACACUGUCAGUGAGACCGGAUGAGAUGUGGUAUAGCCUAGGCCAGUGUAUGGAGCAAUUCUAAAUCAUUCCUCAAGUUAAAUUUGAUAUGAAUGUUUUCAUGUUAUCUUAUUUUUGUAUUCUGUACUGUUUAGUAAAAAGUGUGUUUGAUAAGUUAAUUCUUGUUCACUUUUCUUGCAAAUGUUUUAGACAAAUGCACUUUAUUUGGAUAUAUCAAAUUAAACUGUCUGCAUGUUUCUGUUUGUAGAUAGGAGUUUCAUUAGGCACAAGAGAUAACGUAAUGCAGAUAGCUUA